Messenger RNA from Neolamprologus brichardi, 3418 nucleotides. Lineage: Eukaryota; Metazoa; Chordata; Actinopteri; Cichliformes; Cichlidae. The record is from RefSeq and is a predicted model, not a curated record.
AGUUGCCUAGUGACGAAAAAACUGUCCAGCACGGCUGAUUUCCUGCGUUUCCAAAAUCUCGUCGCUGGCGCUGACCUAGGGGGAAGUUUUUUCUCCCAGCAGAUUUGUUUGCGUCGCAUUCACAGCAGGAUGUGGGACUGAAUAGAGCCGUUACGCUUGACGGGAGCGGGUCCUGUAAACCUUUGGCGUUUCGGGCCUCGUAAUGAAGCGUUUUGAGGAAUGAUGAAUAAUUACACUUUCAUCAGGGUCGUUGGGAAAGGGAGCUAUGGGGAGGUGAACUUGGUGAAACACAAAACAGACCGUAAACAGUAUGUUAUAAAGAGAUUGAAUUUGACCACCUCCUCCAAACGUGAACGACGUGCUGCGGAGCAGGAGGCGCAGCUGCUGUCUCAACUGCGCCAUCCCAACAUUGUGACUUACAAGGAGUCCUGGGAAGGAGAUGACUGCCAGCUGUACAUUGUGAUGGGUUUCUGUGAAGGUGGAGACCUCUAUCACAGGCUUAAACAACAAAAAGGAGAGCUGUUACCCGAGAGGCAGGUGGUGGAGUGGUUUGUCCAGAUAGCCAUGGCAUUGCAGUACCUACAUGAGAGGAACAUUCUUCAUCGGGACCUUAAAACGCAGAAUAUCUUCCUGACGAAAACCAACAUCAUUAAAGUGGGGGACCUUGGCAUUGCCCGAGUACUGGAGAACCAGAAUGAUAUGGCCAGCACACUCAUAGGAACCCCAUACUACAUGAGUCCUGAACUCUUCUCUAAUAAACCUUAUAACCACAAGUCAGAUGUCUGGGCCCUGGGCUGCUGUGUAUAUGAGAUGUCUACACUGAAACACGCCUUCAAUGCCAAGGACAUGAACUCACUGGUGUAUCGUAUUGUAGAGGGAAAGCUUCCACAGAUGCCCAGUAAGUAUGAGCCCCAGCUUGGAGAUUUAAUCAAAAGCAUGCUGUCUAAGAGACCUGAAGACAGGCCCGAUGUCAAACUCAUUCUCCGGCAGCCCUACAUAAAACGACAAAUUGCCAUGUUCCUUGAGGCAACAAAAGAAAAAACUGCCAAGUCACGAAAAAGACCUGUUGGUGGCAGUAGUGAUUGUAGGACCAGCAGUGUGUCACCUGUGAUGUCAUGUCAGCCAAAGCCUGAGAGGCUGGCUCCCAGUCCACAACCUGACCCUCGUGCCAGGGUAAAGCGGAAAGACGACAAAUCACAACACUUUAAAGGCCGGAACGGUGUGGUAGACAGCACUCCCAUCCAGACGCCUCCGCCAUUCAAACCCUCUUCACCUGAUGCUCUCAGAGCAUCCCUGCUUACUGUUAGCAACAUUGAUAUUGAUAUCCCAGUGCAGCAGGACAAUGACCUGAUACAGAGACAGGUGCAGAAGCCCCAGCCUGUCGUGUCACAUCACUGGGCAGCUAAUGAACCUCUCACGCAUAAUGUGAGCAAAGAGAGCAAGGUGAGAGGGAAACCAGAUCCCUCUCCCGCUCCUUCGCCACUAAAGCCCCCUCUGAAGUCUGUAUCACGUGUUUGCAGCACGAGAGAAGACGAAGGGAGGGUGGCCAGUGACUUGUCUGACUUUCAGCGGCAGGCCAAAUCAAACCCUGCGGACAAGUUAUCUAUCUCGGGGGAGAAAAAGAUUUCAGAUAUGGACGAUAAGGAUGACACCAUGGAGUUACUUAAAAAAGCUGAUCCACGGGACCCAAAUCUAGAAAACGAGGUUCUAGAAGCAGAUGCAGACAAUAAGAACAACACUGUGACUCUUUUCAAGCAUGCUCCAGCACACCUACCUACCUCAGACAUCCAAGAAAGCCUAGAAUCUACUGAAAAGCUGUUAGAGCCACUCCCUCCACCACUGGAACCCGUUAAGGAAGAAUCUCCCUUACAAGCCAGUAAGCCAGAUCGAGCUGCUACAUGUCUAACUCCUCUGUACCUAUCAUCAGAACCAUCUAUAUCACAGCAGCACAGAGGAAAGCACACAAGACAGAAACAUGAGGACCAGGACAAGUUGUUGCAUCUUGUUUUGUCCUUUCAGUCCAAGGUGGCCGCUCUUAGACCUUUACCUCAGCUUCCUGUUGAUACUGUAGCAGUGGAGGGGAAAAAGAGGAGCAGGAGGAACUCUGAGACCAAGAAAGCUGAUGUGACUGUGACCUCAGAAUCAGUUAGCUCCCAUAAUGAUGGACUUUUACCAGCACCACAGGAUCGUCCCCUCUCUGCAAGAGAGAGAAGAAGACUGAGGCAAUCCCAAGAGAGUGCCAGACAACCAUGUGUUAGUGCUGUACGGAGGGCAUCUUAUGAUGUCACGUCCACCAAGGCUGAGCACGACAGUGCCCCAUUUACUCGAUCUGUGUCUGCCUCUUUUGCAGAGUCCAAUAGUAAGCAGGAUAAGCUGCUGGAGCAAAAGUCAGAUGAAGAUGAAUGCAGCUCAUCCACAAGUUCCACAGAGCGUUCAGAAGGAGACUGCAGGGAAAGAAAGACUGAAUCCAGCGACAUGCACGACUUAGUUAAUAUGAUGACUCAGACUUUGAGAAUGGAUGUUGGAGAUGGUGUAAGCGAGGACAGAGGCAGAUUUGGCUCUACCGCACUGCCAGAGUUUAAACUGAACAGGAAGUACAGGGAUACCCUGUUGCUUCAUGGGAAGGCUCGAGAGGAAGCGGAGAACUUGUCACUCGGUCAAAUAGAAGGCUCUACAUCUGGUCCGGCCAAAAUAAGAAGAGCCAUAGAACGUCUGAGAACAGAUGUGGUGAAGGGCCUGGGGGUCAAGCUGUUGGACAAAGUGCUGGAAGUGAUGGAGGAGGAGGAUGAUGCUAAAAGAGAACUGUGCCUUCGCAACCUGAUGGGAGAUGAGAAGUACCAAGCCUAUGCUGUGAUGGUGGAGCCACAAAUCUUAAAUGAUGACGCACAUCAAGAUGGUCUUUGCAAGAAAUACACCAGCAUUCAUGUUCAAACAUGGACUGAAUUGAAAACUGCUCAAAGGCAUUUUUUUCCUGCCACUACCAACAUGAUUGUUUGGGACUGUUACAUUUUUUUUCCGGACAACAUGUAAGAUCUCACUUCUGACUGCAGGUUUUGUCAUGGGACUGUCAUACAGAUAUAAUCUUAUUGUGUAAAUCACAUGUAAAUUAAGUUAAUUUUUUUCUCUUUUUUUUUAAACUUAAUUUCAGUAUAAACACAAAAUGUGAAAGCAUCUAAGGAUUUUCCAGAUUCCUAUGCAAAUAUUUCUGUCAUGUUUAAGCACGCUCUGUCUUUCCAUUUGCUGUAGAGGAAUAUCACCUUAUUUAUAAUGCAAGCCAGAAUUUCUAGAAUGGUUUCAUCUGUUGAGGACACUAAAUCUUCCCCCUACUGCUCAAUUGUAUUUUAUAUUAUAGCCAAAAUAAUGUAAAUUAGAUGUAGAUAUUAACAUGUGAACAAUUUCUAAUAAAUUCUUAAUGUAU